AUGGAGAAAGGAAAAUCAAAUGUGAUGAGACAAAGCCGAUAUUACCAUCCAGCUGUGGAUGUGUCUACGCCGGCUAACUGUUCUCUCCGGUUUCACGGCAACUUCACAGGUCCUAUUUUCUUCUCCAUAGGAGAAUCUUUGACAGAAUAUGAACUUUCUCAGGAAAAGCAAUCAUUUCGGUACUUUAUCACAAAAGCUAGUAUCCAGAUCCCGUCAGUCCUCGACUUGAGAAUUUGGACAGAGGCCAUCCCCCUGUUGAGUACCGCUUUCCCAGCAAUUCGAUACACACUUCUGGCACUGAGUGCGCAACAUGAAGUGACUAUCCGCAGCAGUCAUGGCAAUAAUAAUGAAACAUUAGUGCACGCUUUACGACUAUAUUCAUACCGGCAGUACGGCAAAGCCAUCCAAAGGUUAAAUUUCAUAUUGAUUGACGCCGUACAAAAACACGACAUCUUCCUAGAAACUUCCUUUGCGUGUUUACUGUUGGUCGUAUGCGAAGUCCUUCGUGGGGUUGACGUCGCCGCUCAGUAUCACCUCGAUGGCGCGAUCAACUUGAUCUCCAUUCCCUCAGUUGCAAAAUCUCAACUUGUUCUAGCAGAGAAUCGAUGUGCAACUUUCCCUGAUAGUUCAGAAUUGCUAAGAGCGCUUGGAUUGAUAUUUCAGCAACUUGAUCUUCAAGCAGCGGCGUUUGCGGGCUCGAGGCUUCCUAUCGGACCUGACAAUGUUGACUCGAUUACCGAGUAUUCAACACUGAGAUCUCCAGGCAACAAUUUCAAUGGUGGUAGCACUAUUGAGGAGUUACGCCAGAGCUUGUUGUCAACUCAGGUCGAGAUUUCUCGUUUCGUAGCUUCCGAAACGGUCAUCAGGUGGAAGUAUUCUGCGGAGUCGAAACGAGGCAAGGAUCAAAAGAAUGAAUUCAGAGCCGUCAAAAAGGAACGAGAUAUUCUCAUUCAGCAAUUACAGCAAUGGAAAAUCGAUUUUGACACCAUUUCUCUGGAAUUGAGUAACAUUAUCAUUGAUUAUGGGACGAACAGAAAUAUGUUACCAGAAAGGCAGCUGGAUUACCACCAGCAAUGUGCACGAAUCGUGAUGCUAUUGUCGUAUUUUACUUACUACAUUCUGCUGUCUACGUCUCUAAGCUAUGAUGAAACGACGUAUGACUCCUAUACUUUGAUAUUCGCGCAUAUCAUUGAUCUCUCGGAAACGGUUCUACAACUUGAACAACCUUCUUUCUUUUCAGAUGGCGGCAGUGAAGCUUUUUCCAGCUCUGCCUUCUGCAUUGAUAUGAAACUCAUCUAUCCUCUUUACAUUACUGCCUUGAAGUGCCGAGAGUUCAUAAUAAGGCAUCGUGCUGUCUGUCUUUUGUCGAUGUGCGGUAGAGAAGGUGUCUGGGAUGGCCGAAUGAUGGCUUCAAUGGCCCAGAGUGUCAUUUCCUAUGAGGAAGAAUAUGCAAUAAUAUUCCACGAAUAUGGUCAAAAAACCCCAGUCCCUAUGGCCGACUCCGUGAAAGAUUGUAUCAUAUCUAUUCCGGAGAAAGCGCGCAUUCAUGGUGUUGGUAUUGUGGAUAUGGAUAGGACAAAAAGACAGUUACGCAUUGCCUGUUAUAAUAAGAAUGAGACAACAACGACUGAUAAUGAGGUUAUAUGGGAACGCAUUCUGCUCGAUUUAACAUUCUCACUGUUUCUACGUGAAAACGAACAUCGGAAUGACUCUACAAGCCUAAUCCUAGCAGGCGGUCAAUCGUCACGCAUGGGUUCACGCAAGGAACUACUCAACCAUCCCAGCGGCUUACAGAUGUAUCAAUACCUCAUCAACACCAUAAGCCAGGCGUGUCCUCAACUAGAUACGAUUUACAUGUCAGUCAAGAAUGAGAAUCUCGUGCCGCCAUGGGAGUUGCACCGGACUCAGUCUACAGGAAAUAAGGUAUCAAUACGGUUUAUAUAUGAUGACAGCGAUCACGACAAAACCACACAUACAGCAAAAGACAUCGGACCAGCAGCAGGCCUCCUAGUAGCAUAUCACACCAAUCCAAAGACAAACUGGCUCAUAGUUGCGUGCGAUUUUCCGCUUCUUCAAAUCAGGACAUUGCAACGGUUGAUCGAGUCUUCUACUUCUUCUCCGGUAACAUGUUAUCGAAACUCAAAGGGGUUUUGUGAGCCGUUUCUUGCCAUAUGGUCUCCUGAAGGACUUGAGAAACUUGCGGAGAAUGUGAGACAGGGACGGACGGGGCCGAGGUUUGUGAUAGAGGAACUGGCUGAUGCGCAGAUCAUAAGUCCGGAGAAUGAGAUGGAGUUGUUCAAUGUGAAUACUGUGAAAGAGUUGCAGGAAGCUUGUCAUUUACUUAAAGAUAUUAAAUGA
Talaromyces stipitatus ATCC 10500 is the source of this 2358-nucleotide messenger RNA. RefSeq lists its product as uncharacterized. The transcript is spliced from 3 exons. NCBI's taxonomy places the organism in Eukaryota, Fungi, Ascomycota, Eurotiomycetes, Eurotiales, Trichocomaceae. The coding region runs from base 1 to 2358 and encodes 785 amino acids. Gene Ontology annotation, molecular function: catalytic activity. The record is from RefSeq and is a predicted model, not a curated record. Gene Ontology annotation, biological process: Mo-molybdopterin cofactor biosynthetic process.